Molecule: messenger RNA, 1774 nt
Organism: Gadus morhua (Atlantic cod)
Lineage: Eukaryota; Metazoa; Chordata; Actinopteri; Gadiformes; Gadidae
Exons: 2
Coding region: 349-1395 (348 amino acids)
Source: RefSeq, a predicted model, not a curated record
AUGUUUCAGGAUGACCUCUUUGGUGUGGCUUUCCUUGGCUCACAUGCAGUGGCCCAACCCUCACAGCCAUUCAAAGUUCAAGUUCUCCCAGUCCCAGUGACGCCACCGAUGCCCAUGUCUGCCUCUCUACGUGCUGCACGCACAGUUCUAUGUAAUUCAAUUGAAUUCUUUCCCCCCUUACAAAUGCUUUAUUUAUUUGAUGUACAGUCAACUUGGUAAAAUGGAAAUGACUCACUCUCUCUCUCUCUCUCUCUCUCUCUCUCUCUCUCUCUCUCUCUCUCUCUCUCUCUCUCUCUCUCUCUCUCUCUCUCUCUCUCAGUCCCAGUCCCAGUCCCAGUGACGCCACCGAUGCCCAUGUCUGCCUCUCCACGUGCUGCACGCACAGGUCCAGUCAAGGCAGGCGGCCUACUUUUUGUCCUGGACCAUUCCCGGUGGACACAGCCAAUGAGGGAUGCCAUCGAUGGCCUUCUGGCAAAGCACCAUGGCCAGAAAGACCUCCUCACCAAGGUGGAUGCAGAGUAUGCUGCCCUUGUGCUUGCUGCCUCCAGAGAUCCGAACAACUUGUUACAUCCGACCACCAAACAGCACAUCUCACGGUAUGUGAAACACCAGGCCAAACUGAUGAACAGAAGUUCGUGUCUGAAUACCAGUCCAGAGAAACUCCUUGAGACACAAGAGCUGUGGCAUCAUCUCACAGAGGGUAGUGAAACUGUUUGCGUCCCGGUGGUAACCCUCCCACCUGCACCUGUGAAUCCGCCCAGCAGUAAGUCGCAAGAGCCCUCUCUCACAAAGGCUGAAAUUGAAAACCUGGUCAAAGAGCUUGUGCAAAAGCAGCAGCAGCAGCAGCAGCAACAACAACAGCAGCCUGUGCCAAAAAAAAUUAGGAACUGUCUUGCAUGUGGCCAGCCUAAGUCCCGUUACCUUGGCGAUGGCUCCUCCAUUCACUUCUUUUACCAGGCAGGAAAGGUUAAGUACUUUUACUGCUCUACAAAGAUGCAUCGGACCUAUGUAGCAGAAGGCCUUACUGAUCCCCGCAUGGAAUUUCUUGACUUUGCUGCCACACCUUUUUUCAAGAGAGAGCUGGAGGCAGCAAAGCAGCGGUCUGCUGAGUCCAGGCAGGUAACAGAAGAGCGGGGAAAGAGAAAGGCCAUGGAGCAGCUUCCCACUGGUCGCCUGUCUAGGUUCUGCCACAAACCUAUAAAACAAGGCCCAGGCGGUCGGCAUACACACACUGGGUUCCCUGGUGUGACCGGGAAAUACGUGUACUGUCCUUCAAAAGUUUUUCACCUGUAUCAGUCAGAGGGGAUGACUUCGGAGAUGUCUUGGGAGGAGUUCUGUCAGUCUCCCUUUUAUGAGACUGAAAAGAAGAGGUGGGUGGCAGAAAAGGGAAGGUGAUCGGCCCGUUUGGAACACUUUUAGUUAUUCAAUUUGGUUAAUCUUUUAUUUAUUUUUUUAUUUGGUUCUGGGUAUUUUCUGAUCAGAUGCUGGAAAUGCACUACUUUAAAGGUCUACCUUAAUUUACUUAGUUAAUUUCUGUCAUUUUUGUUAAUCAUUUAUUUCAUUUUAUCUUAGCUAUUUAAAUUACGCUGUUUACUUGUGUGUGUGUGUGUGUGUGUGUGUGUGUGUGUGUGUGUGUGUGUGUGUGUGUGUGUGUGUGUGUGUGUGUGUGUGAUAUGUGCUAUGUGCUUAUUUUGAAAUAAAACAAGUUUAAUACAACCCUUGAAACUUGACUCUUGGUGUAUUUAUUAGUUAAUUAUAUUAAUUAUUCAAUUAU